UUGUUUGAUGGAGUUUUUUUCUUUUCUGUCAACAUAACAGAAACAAAGUAAACGAAUUAUAGAAGUGAACAGAGGAAACAGAGCAAAAACAUUGUGUUGAAGAAAACAUGUAUUUAAAUUGGAUCAAAAUCACUGAACGGGCGGCUGAUGGUAUAAAAAUCAUUAAUCAGCUUAAUGAUGAUACAUUCACAACGGUGAUCAAAUAUGUGCACAAAAACAUGUCUUUAUCCGGCGAAAAUGCAAAUGCUGACACCGAAGAUGAUGGCUUAGAAAAGCUUGAGAAACUUGUGAAUAUUGAAAGAGCCGAUUUUCUGCUGUUAAUCAAAACAUUGUCAUACAUUCUGAAACGUACGUCGACGUUCAUAAUGAAGCCAACAAAGUUACAAUCUGAACUGAAGGAAAAACUUCAAUUACAAGACAGUAAAAUCGAUGUUAUUAUGAAACUGUGGAUAAAAAAUAUGAAACCGAUUCUCGAUAAUUUGGAAAAUAAAGACGAACCAGGUCAAUCGAAUCAGCUGGAGCACAUUGGGUGGAAAUUAAAAUUGCAAUUAUCAUCGGAACCACAGCAAAAAGAGAAAAUACCGAUCGCUCAACUGCAAUUACAUACAUCAGUGGACAAUGUAAACAGUCAAAGUGGCGAACCGAUCAAUUUUGAAAUGAAUCAUGCCGAAUUAUUAGACCUAUACAAUCAAAUUGAAAAUAUUCAAACCGAAAUUGAUACAUUGCGGAAUGCAAAAUAAAUGUUUAAAAUUUUAAUGGGUCAAAUAAAUAAUGUAUAUUUG
This is a messenger RNA of Contarinia nasturtii (swede midge), 782 nucleotides long. RefSeq names its product COMM domain-containing protein 10 (gene Vlet). Bases 108 to 740 code for a protein of 210 amino acids. NCBI's taxonomy places the organism in Eukaryota, Metazoa, Arthropoda, Insecta, Diptera, Cecidomyiidae. The transcript is spliced from 3 exons. The record is from RefSeq and is a predicted model, not a curated record.